UUUGUGGUGCCGCCGCCGCCGCCGUCCCCCUUUCCUCCGCGGGGCUGGCCGCGGGGCGGGCGAUGCUCCGGGCUCCGUGAGCCGCCCCCCGCGUCCCGCCGCCCUCGGCCGCGUCGCCCCGCGGAGCUGCGCGCAAGAGCCCGGCGCGGCCCCGCGGGUGCCCGGCGGGUCCCUCGCUGCUGCUGCGCGCAGGUCGGCGGCCGCAGGAUGCCGCGGAGGGGCGCGGAGGCGCCGCUCGCCCUGCUGCUGGCCGCGGCGUGGCUGGCGCAGCCGCUGCGCGGUGGCUACCACGGGCUGAGCAUGUUCGCCGUGCAGACGGCGCAGCCCGACCCCUGCUACGACGAGCACGGGCUGCCCCGCCGCUGCAUCCCCGACUUCGUCAACUCGGCCUUCGGCAAGGAGGUGAAGGUGUCGAGCACCUGCGGGAAGCCGCCGUCGCGGUACUGCGUGGUCACGGAGAAGGGCGAGGAGCAGGUCCGCUCCUGCCACCUCUGCAACGCCUCCGACCCCAAGCGCGCCCACCCGCCCUCCUUCCUCACCGACCUCAACAACCCGCACAACCUGACGUGCUGGCAGUCCGACAGCUACGUGCAGUACCCGCACAACGUCACCCUCACCCUCUCCCUCGGCAAGAAGUUCGAGGUGACCUACGUGAGCCUGCAGUUCUGCUCGCCGCGCCCCGAGUCCAUGGCCAUCUACAAGUCCAUGGACUACGGCAAGACCUGGGUGCCCUUCCAGUUCUACUCCACGCAGUGCCGCAAGAUGUACAACAAGCCCAGCCGCGCCACCAUCACCAAGCAGAACGAGCAGGAGGCCAUCUGCACCGACUCGCACACCGACGUGCGGCCCCUCUCCGGCGGCCUCAUCGCCUUCAGCACCCUGGACGGCCGCCCCACGGCCCACGACUUCGACAACUCGCCCGUGCUGCAGGACUGGGUGACGGCCACCGACAUCAAGGUGACCUUCAGCCGCCUCCACACCUUCGGCGACGAGAACGAGGACGACUCCGAGCUCGCCCGCGACUCCUACUUCUACGCCGUGUCCGACCUGCAGGUCGGCGGGCGCUGCAAGUGCAACGGCCACGCGUCCCGCUGCGUGCGCGACCGCGACGACAACCUGGUGUGCGACUGCAAGCACAACACGGCCGGCCCCGAGUGCGACCGCUGCAAGCCCUUCCACUACGACCGGCCCUGGCAGAGAGCCACGGCCCGGGAGGCCAACGAGUGCGUGGCCUGCAACUGCAACCUGCACGCUCGGCGCUGCCGCUUCAACAUGGAGCUGUACAAGCUGUCGGGGCGCAAGAGUGGCGGCGUCUGCCUCAACUGCCGGCACAACACAGCCGGCCGGCACUGCCACUACUGCAAGGAGGGCUUCUACCGCGACCUCAGCAAGCCCAUCUCCCACCGCAAGGCCUGCAAAGAGUGCGAUUGCCAUCCCGUGGGCGCCGCCGGCCAAACCUGUAACCAAACCACGGGCCAAUGUCCCUGUAAGGACGGCGUCACCGGCAUCACGUGCAACCGAUGCGCCAAGGGCUACCAGCAAAGCCGCUCUCCCAUUGCCCCCUGCAUAAAGAUCCCCGCCGCUCCCCCCACCACCGCCGCCAGCAGCACGGAGGAACCUGCAGACUGUGACUCAUACUGCAAAGCCUCCAAGGGGAAGCUGAAGAUCAACAUGAAGAAGUACUGCAAGAAAGACUACGCUGUCCAGAUCCACAUCCUGAAAGCAGAAAAAAAUGCCGACUGGUGGAAGUUCACGGUCAACAUCAUCUCCGUCUACAAACAAGGCAGCAACCGGAUACGGCGUGGAGACCAGACCCUGUGGAUCCAUUCCAAGGACAUAGCCUGCAAGUGCCCCAAAAUCAAGCCCAUGAAGAAGUACCUGCUGCUGGGCAACAACGAGGACUCUCCCGACCAGAGCGGCAUCAUUGCGGACAAAACCAGCCUGGUGAUCCAGUGGCGGGAUACGUGGGCCCGGCGGCUCAGGAAGUUCCAGCAGCGGGAGAAGAAGGGCAAGUGUAAGAAAGCCUAAAGGAGGAGAAGGCGAUGGAGCGCGCGAGAGUGAGAGUCUGAGUGUGCAUGCUGCUUUGUGUAGGGCUGGGGCGGGCAGGGCCGGCGCGGGGGAAAGCUGCGGCACCGUGUGCGCUGUGGGGCACGGCCGUGCCAGGCGGGCGCCUCACAUCCCAGGAUAAAAAAAGGAAAAAAAAAUACACAACAAACCACCAACGGCAAAAUCACAGACAUGGCAGUUUAACACCACCGUGAGAGGAGGGGGGACGCGGGUGUGCGGCGCUGCUGAUGCUGCCCCUUGGCUGGAGGAUCCGGAGACACCAAACUGCUUACAGCUGCUGACACCGGCUGCGGCCAAAGCCCAGGCUGGGAACACCGAGGCUGCAAGAAACAAAUCAACAACAAUGCUGGAAAUGAGCCCCCCUCCCCAGAAUACACACAGUGAGCUGAGAUUGAACCUAAGAAGAACCUAAGAGGAGGCUCAGUGCUGAGGACCGGCCGGUGCGGGUUGUGCCAGGGCUCCUCGGCCAUGAUGCUCCCCCGCAGCGCACGGCCUGGGGCAGGACGAGGUCUCUGCGUGCUGAUCCCGCAGCACCGGGUGAGCCUCCCACAGGCACCGAGCGAGCACCACCUGAGGUAGCGACUGCCACUCGGGUGGCCUGGUCCCCUCCUGGCCACAGGUUCCCACUCAAGGAGUUCAUAACCCAAGGAAACACGCAGAAAAAAAAAAAAAAAAGAAAAAUUGGCAUCCCAUAGGUGCUCUGAAAAGCCUCACCCCAGUGUAACCGCAGUCUCCAUCCACGGCCACCCCGAUACCUUCAUGGGCUUGGCCCUUCCUGCUGCCGCCCUCAGGCACAUGCUGGGAGCAGAGCCCCCGGCUGGCAGCGGCUGGGCUCUGGCCUCAGCCACCCCCCGAAAGCACCGCGGCGCUGCCCCCGCUCCCUCGGGAGCAGCCUGCUGCCCCGGCAGGUGCCCCCUGGGGACGCAGGGAGGCAGGACAGCGGGUGCCAAGGCUUUGCCUGCCCCGCGGGACCGGGGGGCAAGGUCUGGCCCACCACAGCUCCCCGGGUUGCUCUUCCCCUUCCGCCGGGGUGAGAGGAGCUGAUCAGCCCAGAGGGAAUGGUGUUCCCAACCUAACCUCUAAUGUCUGAAGCCAGGCAGUAGCCGCAUCAUCUCCAUCUCCCACCCCAGGGGCACCCGUCCUGGGGCAGGGUGUGGGCAGAUGGGGUGCUGAGCCGUUCAGCACCCAGCCGGAGCCCCUGUGCCAGCAAGAGCCGGGGUGGAAGGGCGGGGAGGGCAGGCCAGGUACCUGGAGGGGAAGCAAACAUUCAAGUUGCUCCGAAAAGCAAAACCUCCCUGAUAUUUUUCCUUUUAGGAAACUUGGAAACAUCCAUUUUAUGACAUUUUCCAGUGGUUUUGCCUUGUUUUAUAGCAAUUGACAAUAUUUAUAUAAUGACAUAAACUACCAUAAAGCGAGGCAGCCAUGUAAAUAGGUGUAAAGGGGAGGGCUCCCAGGGAAGCCCCGGCCAGCGCCACGUGCUGGAGCCACGGCGGGGAGGGCGCGAGCUCCGCAGAGCCCCCCCAGCCGCGCGGCCCUGUAGAAAUGAAUUGGGGUACCAGGAAAUUCAGGGGCACCAAGCGACCCACCCCACCAAGCCGCAGCUGCCCCCCCUUACUCCAGGCAGACUCGGUCUUCUUCACUUCAGGGCUCAAGGACAGCCAGCAGAUUUGCAGCUGAGGGAACCCAAGCCACAAAGAAAGACAAAAUCUGAGCUUCAGUGUCCAAAUGGAGGCCUAAAGCCCCAAAGCGGGGCCAGAUGCUCCCCUCCAGCCGGCAUCGGGGGAUGCCCGGGGCAGCCUGGUCCCCGUUUAGCCAGGUGACCCCGUUGCUCCCAACAGCCCCAAAGCAGCAGGAUCCAGCCCCAAAUUUCUUCUUCACCCGCACAGCGGGAAGGUGAGGCCAGGGGACUCGGGGCUGCCCAUGCCGCACACCCCGUGCUCCCUCAGCCCCUUCCCAAGCCCGGCGAGCACUGGGUGCCCCCCAGCACCCCCCUGGGGACAAGCCCCGGCCCUUUCACUGACGCUGGUGUUUGGGAGGCAGUGGGAUUAACGCCGCCCGCCCGCUGCCUGCCGAGCCCAGCAGAUCGGGAAUGGGGCUUGCACAGGGCGAGAGCAGCUCGGGGAUCCCAAGCCCCCGUCCCCAUCCCCCUGCCAGCCCGCUCCAAGGUGGCUGCAGGAGUUCUGCGCUCACCAACAGGAGCGGAGACGCUCCAUCCGUGCUCCCAGUAAGCCCGACCUGCAGGAGCAGCUGGUACAACUGGCGCGCUUCCCCUCAGAAUGCCCCAAUUUCGGGGCGUCUGGGGAUGCAGCUGCUCCCCGCAGCCUCCCCCGCUCCAGGACACAUCCCGGGGGGGGGGGACCUCUGGUUGUCACCCAGCGGGGAGCAGAUCUCACCCCUAAGCAUCACCGCCUCGGCCAGGGGAGCAGCAGCCAGGGCGGGCAACAAGGAAAUCCCAUCAUAACCCCAAGGAACCGCAGCCCCCACCCACUGCCUGCCCUGCGCACCCCACGUCUCGGCCCCCGCGAACCGCCCCCGUCCCACAGCCAAGGAGGUGACAAAGAGCCGGGGGGGCACGAGCAGGGGCUGGGACGGGGCAAAGGGGCUGCGGCGCCUUCAGCGCGAGAUCGGAAAGCAGCUGAAAUGCCAAAACAAUCAUCACUCGACGGUAGCACCCGACAGGAGUUGUUUCGUCUCGUUUUUGUUCGUCUCGUCGUGUCCGUCCCCCCCGCACACCCGCUCCUCUCCGGUCACACAGACCUGUCACAAAACCUGUGUUCGUUGUUGUUUUUUUUUUUGUUUUUUUUUUUUGUUUGUUUGUUUUUGGUUAUUUCUGUUAAUAUCUUGAAUUGUAAAUGUUGUUUAGUUAUGACCAUUGCAUACGGCUUUGGGCGAUGUUUCUUUACAAUGCAUACUAAUAUAUUAUGGUUAUUAUAUAUGAAUAUAUUUAAUGACACGUGAAAAAAGUUGUGGAUUUUCUUAUUGUUUUUCUGAAUUAUUUCUUUUUUUUUUCUUUGUCUGUUUCGUUAGAUUGGCUGUAAUUGAACCCGAAAGAGCUUGUAACUGUUCAGCACCCACGCGGUAGAACUAAAGUCAGAACCAGUUGAAUAAACUCUUGUAAACCGUA
Cygnus atratus (black swan) is the source of this 5191-nucleotide messenger RNA. RefSeq names its product netrin 1 (gene NTN1). The record is from RefSeq and is a predicted model, not a curated record. Bases 208 to 2028 code for a protein of 606 amino acids. The transcript has 6 exons. Gene Ontology annotation, molecular function: protein binding. NCBI's taxonomy places the organism in Eukaryota, Metazoa, Chordata, Aves, Anseriformes, Anatidae.